AUGCCGCACUCUGCGUGCUAUCCUCUCGCCCUUCGCGCGUGUCUUCCCUGUCAGUUCCGUCGUUCGUUAUCAUCCGCUUCUCGUCCACCUCUCCGUCCUCGUCGCCGUGCGCUGUCCCGCUCAACAUCCUCGUCCCUUCCCCCGCUCGCCCGCCCCAUCCCCCCUUUCCUCCCCUUCCUCCCCCCCCCUCCCCCGCAGUUCGACGACAUGGUGUGGCUCGAGUUCGGCGCCGACGAUCACAUCGUGCCCGCGGAUGCCGCCAACGCCCACGGGGACUGGUCGGCGGAGAUGGGGUGCGCGGAGGAAAGGGGCGCACGGCCGGAUGGGGAAGGAUUGGGGGCAAGCGGAGACAGGCGGUCGGUUCGCGAGAUGGAAACUGACGGGGCGCUCGGGGAGUGGAUGGCGGAGGCCGGGGGCGCACCCGGGCGGGACGUGGCGCAGAGGGGAGAGGAGGGCGCGCGGAAGGCGGGUAAAGGGGAAGCGGCGGACGAUUUUGCGUUGCAGCAGUGCGCGGAAAGGGAGGGCGGAGCGGGGCGAAGCGGGACAGGCUACGGAUAUGGUUACGGGAUGGGUUACGGGCAUGGGGAGUUCGGCGGUGGCAUAGGGGGGGGGGGCGGGGACGAGGGCGCGGUGAUGCGGAUGAUGGACGCGCACAUGCGCGCCAACAUGGGCAUGGAUGCGCGCGGUGGCGCUAGGGGCAUGAGCAUGGGCAUGGGCAUGGGCAUGGGGAUGGGGAUGGGGAUGGGGAUGCAGCAGAGCGAGGUGCGCGACGGAGGGGGGGACGCGCGCGUUGCGGAAGACGCGGACAUGGGGGAAGGGGGAGAGGAAGGGGCGGGGGAGAGGGAGAGGGCGUGCGAUGGAGGCGAGAGAGGGGCGAGUGGCGGCGGACGGGGCGGCGAGGCGGAGGGGGCUGCGGCAGUGGAGGCGGGCGGCGCAGUGGGGUGGAGUGGCGGGGAGUCAGCGGCGGAACACAGCGGCUUCGCCGUCCGCCCACUCCCGUUAGUGCCCCGCCCCCCUCUUAUUCACUCCCCACCCUUCCUCCCAAACAACUCCCGUUGCUUCUUCUCCUGUUCCCCCCCUCCCCAGUUCGCCCCCACGUCAUCUGCUCUUCGCUUCAACGUUCUGAUUCCUUCGUCUCCCUUUCUCCCUUCCCUUUCCGCCUCCCGCCGUUCCCGUCUCCCCCAUCUCAGGGCAUCGGCGCUCCCUUCCGGCUGUGGGGGAAGCAUGGAGGAGCGGGCGGAGGGGAAUGCGGAGGGGAUGGCGGAGAGGGGUGGGGAGGGCGCAGGAGGGGUGAUGGCGGAGGGAGAGGGUGGCUUCUUAAACAGCAGCACGGGGGAGAAGGGGGGCGGAGGGGGGGACAGCGGAGAUGCACACGUGGGGGCGAGCGAGGGAGUGAGGGGGGAGGAGCGAGGCGCGGAGCAGGGUGGGGCGGAUUGGGCGAGGGAGAGCGCGGGCGCACACGAGGGGCGCGCAGGCGACAGGCGCGAGGGUGACGAGGAUGAGGGGCAGGCAGAGGGGAAGGGGAAGGACGAACGAGCAGGAGGAGCAGCAGAGGCAGUGGCAGCGAUGGGUGGAGGCAUACGGAGUGGUGUGAGCGAUGCGUGCACUCACCUCACACCACCAGUCCGCACACUCCACGCUCACCCAUGCAUUCCAACGCCCCACUCACUUGCGGCACUCCCUUCCCUGAACCACUCUCGUGCUGCCUUGACACACACUCAUACCACCCCCCACCCCCAUUGCCCCUCCCGCCUGCUGCCUGCUGUGCAGCACUUGGCGCGGCGGCGAGUGUUGGCGCGGCGGCGCAACGAGAGGGAGCAGCGCGCGCCCGCAGCAAGGAAGACCGCCCACUCCGCUGCUGCUGCUGCGCCCGCCGCCCGCCCCGCCACCACCCACCCGCACCUGCACACUCACUCGCAUUCGCACUCACACUGUGCGCCCCUGGCGUCCUCCUCGCCCACCGUGGCCUCCGCCCCCCCCCCUCUGCUGCGCCACUCCCUCAUCGCCUCCCCCUCCGCGCACCCCCCUUCCCCUUCCGUCUCCUCACUCCACCCUGCCCCUCUCCCGCGCUCUGUCCCCACGCCCUCCUCACUCCCAGCGCUGCCCUUCUUCCCCGCGCCCACGCCCUCACCCGCGCCCGCCCUGCCUGCCGCGUGCAUGCGGCCCCCCCACGUGCCCGCUGCGUUCCUCUCACCGCCACUGCCCGCCUCGCCUGCCGCCUUCGCCCUGCUCCGCCCCCACGCGCCCCCUGCUGCCCUGCUGGCGCGCGGCCUGGGGCAGGGGCAGCACCCCCUCGCCAUGGGGCAGCAGCAGCAGCAGCAGCAGCAGCAGCAAGAUCAGCGGGUGCUGGGGCGGCAGAUGCUGCUGUACCAUCAGCAGCAGGUGCAGCAGGGGGUGAGCGAGGAGCAGCAGGCGCGGCAGCAUGAGAGUGUGGUGCAGAAGCAGUGGGUGGAGCAGCACGAGCAAGCCAGGACGCACGAGGUGGAGACAGCACGGCUCGGCAGUGCCGGCACGAGCAGCGGCAAUUACAUGAGCGCCAGUGGCGGCAUCAUGUCGGGCAGCAUGGCAGGCAGCAUGAUGGGCGGUGCAACGCAUUUGCUUCCUGCCAGCCUUGCAGCCCGGCAGGCUGCAGUGUUGGUCCGCCCCCCUCCCCCGCCCCCACCCAAGUGGCCUGCUUCUGUGCCUGCCUCGCCCCUUCCACCGCCCUCCCAUCUGCCUCGCGCCUCCUCCGUUCCUUCUAGCACCCAUGCUUCCACCUCCACUGCCCCUCUCUCCACCUGUCCCUCCCCUUCUGUUGCCUCCACUCGCCUCUCACCCCGCGCCCUGCAACCUCCGUCCCCUGCUGCACCGCCUGCUGCUGCAACGCCGGCUCUAGCAGCAUCUGCCCUCACAGCGGCUGCGGCAGCUGCUGCCGCCAGUGCAGGCCCAGCAGCAGCAGCAGGGCGGGCAGGAGGGGCAGGUGGGGCGUGUGCAAUGACGCCAGCGGAGAAGAUAGAGAAGCUGCGGCGGCGGCAGCAGAUGAAGGCGGCUCAGAUGAAGGCGGCUCAGGUGCAGCUGGCGCUGGAGCAGCGGAAGCUGGCGCGCCUGCAUCACCUGCAUGCCGCCCACCACGCCCACCACGCCCACCACCUGCACGCCGCUCAGCAGCUAACUCACCUGCAGCACCUGCAGUUGCAGCAGCAGAUGGAGGCGCAGCAGCAAUUGCGCAGGUGCCCCCCGGCGUGGGCCCCACCUGACCUGGCAGCGGCUCGCCCUCUGGCCGUGGUGCUCAGCUCCAGCAACCUCGAGAGGUUCGCCACGUCAGCUUCCACGUCAGCUGCUGUAGGGGCAGGGCGAGACGGCAGUGGCGUGGUGGCAUCGUGUGGGGCGGGCGGGGGGCAGAGCAGGCAUGCAGUGGGCAAGGGUGAGGGCGCAGGGUACGUCGCGAGGGGGAGCGCGGGUGGAGCGGAAGGAGGAGGGUGUGGGGAGUGUGGGGAGGCUUCAGGCAAAGCGGAGGGGGGCAGCAGCAAGAGAGGGGGGGAGGAAGGGGAGGAGGGGUCGGUGGAGUGUGUGGUGCUGGGGCAGCUGGGCGACACCAUGAGCAAGUUGGACGUGGCCACGAGGCUGCUCAUCCGCGAUGCCUUGCUGCGCCUCGCCCACAGCGCCUCCCACCGCACCGCCGCUCCCCCCUCCCCGCCUGCCCCCCCGCUGCCUCCCCACUCGCCCUCCACCAACUCCGCCCUCUCCUCCCACACCCACUCCCUCUCCCUCACAUCCCCCUCCCUCCGCCGCCACUUGUCCGAACCUACACCUGUUGCCCACCGCCGAGCCUCACACACAGCUUCGGAAGCAUCAGUGGCACGGAACAGCAGUGGUGGGCAGCACUCCGCGGUGGAUGCCCAUGCCGCUCCGGAGAGCGCAGGGGAGGCGGGCACGAACGCGGUGGACAGGGCCAUUGCCAAUCUGCUCUUCCACCGCCCCUCGCCCCCCGCCCCUGCCCCGCCUGCCGCUGCCCCUGCUGCCACUGGGGUGCCCGCCAUGCCCCGCGCUGCCACCGCUCCAGGGGGCGUGCAGGGAGGUGCACGAGAGGCGGUGCUGGGAGGGGGGGGGGAUGGAGAAGGGCUGUGUGCAGCUCCUGCUGCCACUGCCGCCCCGCCCUGUGCUGCCAUGUCCACCCCACACUCUCACAGCGCCUUCUCACCCCGCCCUUCCCCCAUGCACAUCUCGUCGCCUCCCUCCCCCCCCGCCCCCCAAAGACACUCUCUCUGCUCGCCCAUCGCCACUACCUCCUCCUCUGCCCCCGCCCUCUCGCUCUCCCACUCCUGCGCCUCCCCCAUCCCCACCACGCCCACCACCCCCACCACCACCACUACUACCACCACCAGGGAUACCACCACCACCCUCCGUCCCCUCCCUGCUGGCUCCUCAUCCCUCUCCUCCCACCAGCAGCAGCAGCACCACCACCACCACCAACAACAACAACAACAACAGCAGCAGCUUGCCACGCUGAUGUGGCAGCCCCGUGGUUUGCCACCUGGCACACGCUGGUUACCAAGUCUAGCCAGGGCUGCUCCAGACGUCCCUAUGGCAGGCUCGGAGGCAGGUCUGGCCGAGACUGGGGGCAAGCUGGGCAUGGGUGAGGGCGGAGGCACGCAGGGUGGAGGAGCAGGGCGGCAGGUUGCAGGGGAGGGGAUGGGGGCAGCAGGAGAUUUUUCAGGUGGCGCCUGGCGAUGUAUCUCAGGUGUUGCUUCAGGUGUAUCUGACUCGUCGCUGCCAUCCAGGCUUCCGGCGCUGCCUCCCACUCUCUCAGCGUCAUCAGGGCGGCCAGGUGGCGUGCUGCCAUUGGUCCAUGGCGCGGGGGACGGCAGCAGUGGCGGCAGCAGCAGGGAGGCGCAGCAGGCAUUCAGUGAGAUGCUGUGCCGGCAGCAGCAGCAGCAGCCGCAGCAGCAGCAGCCGCCCUUCCAGGGCGCGCACACGGGAGCAGGGCAGCACUCUGCCAUGCACGCGGUGCUGGGAGGAGGUGCCACCAUGGGCGUGGGCAUGGGUACAGGCAUGGGAACGAGUAUGGGCAUGGAUAUGGGUAUGGGCAUGGGUGUGAGGAUGGGCGGGAGAGCAGACGGUAGCAUGGAGAUGGGGGUGGAGGGCAGUGUGGGUCUGAUGGGGUCAGGCAUGGCGGGCAUUGCAGGGGAGGCAUGGGGAAGAAUGGGGGGGAAGGCGUGGGGGGAUAAGGGAGGGGGAACAUGGGGGGCUGCCACGAGAGACAUUAGGGACAGCGGUUUGGGGAGAGGGGCAGAGCAAUGGGAGGGCUUAGGUGGAGUGGGGCAGGGGCGUGGGGGCACGUGGGGGGAGGGUAGCGGGGGAGGAGGCAUGGAAGCAGAUGUGGGGGGGGAGUUGGGAGCGGUGGUGAGGGGUGGGGUAUCUGUGCCUGUUGCAUCACCUUGGAUGGCCACUGCUGGCCGGGCUGCACUGCAGCAGCAGCAGCAACAACAACAACAACAACAACAACCACCACCACGGUACAGCGUGGGAUUGGUGGGGCGGGGGGAAGAAGGCACAAGUGUCCGAGGUGAAUAG
Messenger RNA from Closterium sp. Naga37s-1, 5553 nucleotides. The record is from the annotation of a GenBank genome assembly. Lineage: Eukaryota; Viridiplantae; Streptophyta; Zygnematophyceae; Desmidiales; Closteriaceae.